Messenger RNA from Toxotes jaculatrix (banded archerfish), 2570 nucleotides. RefSeq names its product serine peptidase inhibitor, Kunitz type, 2 (gene spint2). Gene Ontology annotation, molecular function: serine-type endopeptidase inhibitor activity. The transcript has 9 exons. The record is from RefSeq and is a predicted model, not a curated record. Lineage: Eukaryota; Metazoa; Chordata; Actinopteri; Toxotidae. The coding region runs from base 16 to 1404 and encodes 462 amino acids.
UGGUGACGCAGGCGGAUGGGCGUGGUUGAGGUGACCUCACCUGUAACUCAGGUAAUUUUUAUCUGCGACAAGACGCCGGCGAACGCGGAAGUGGCUCACAGUUUUCGCGGAGCACGGGCACCUUUAACGCGGGUUAGAAACAAAGAAAGUCGGAGUUCAGCGCUGAGACCGAAUCGAAAUCCAGGUCGAGUUUCACAUCCACAUCAGAGGACGAAGACGAGUAAAAACAUGCUCAGACUCUGUCUGCUGGCGCUUUAUUUCCUGGUCUGGUCCGGCCAGGCCCUGAACUGUGAAUGGGACCAGUCCAUCGAUCCGGAUCAGGGUCUGGACCCGGCCUCAGCGGACGCCGGAGCGCUCCACCUGGACGCGCUGGCGGAGGUGUCGGAUCCGGAGAGUUGCCGGGCGGCGUGCUGCGACAAGCCGGACUGUGACCUGGCCCUUGUGAGUUACCCGGCGGACGGAGCCCCGCGGUGCCUGCUGGUGAGCUGCGUGAGCCGCGGGAGGGACGUGUGCGUCCUCCAGCCCAGCUCUCAGUUCAAGGUUUACCGCAGGAAGGUGAAGAGGGAGGCCAGCGGGGAGAAGCCGCACGUCGUCCCGCUGCUGGGCUCCUGGGAACCGAAGACCAACGAGACCACCAACAUUGGUUGUCGUCUGCCAGUGAAGGUGGGUUCGUGUCGAGCGGCGUUCCCAAAGUUUUACUACGAUGUGACCAAUCGGAGCUGUCGCAGCUUCAUCUACGGCGGCUGUGAGGCCAACGCAAACAACUUUGACUCUCGGGAGGAGUGUGAGGCCACCUGCAGCGGAGUCACAGGUUCAGUUCUCCCUGAUGACUCGACUCCUGCUUCUGAACUUCCUGCCAAAGCUCAGCGAAAGGCUCCACCCUUCAACGCAGAGCUGUCCGAAGACGCUGAAGGUCCAGCUGAGUCUGAACCUGCUGCCACAGACUCUGUUCGCCGUCAGGGAACAGAAACGGCUUCUGAUGAAUACACUGAGCGGUGUAUGGCGCCCCCUGACCCUGGUCACUGCCGCGCUGCCUUCCCCAUGUUCUUCUACGACCACAGCACCGAGACCUGCCAGUCAUUCAUAUAUGGCGGUUGCCGUGGAAACCAGAACCGUUACAGCACCCCAGAGGAGUGCAUGGCCCGCUGCAGCCAAAGGGGAUCCUUUGACAGUCGCGGUAAAAGUCGUAACCGCUGGACGGCAGCCUUCUUCCUCUUCGUCGCACUGGCGGUCAUCUCAGCUCUGCUGCUAGUGACGCUCGUCCUCAUCUCUCUGCGACGUCACCGUCUGUCCCGUCGUCCGUCUUCCAUCAGUGAUAAGGAGGAGCUACUUCCAGAUCCAGACGAGCAGUCCUCUGUGGAGUCCCUGGCUGUCCCACAGAGUCCCAAACCUGACAAGGCCUGAGGACUGAGCUCACCGAGGCCUGCAGAGGGUCUGGGGACGGGGUGGGGGGGUGCCGGGUUAUUGGCAGACAUAGUUCACUUCAGAGCUGAUUUCAGAAGAUGUUAUUCUUGUGAUUUUUUUUUCUGUGUUCUUUGUGCAGCAGGUGGAUUUAUCUGGGAAACGUACCUGAUCGGUCUCAGCUCCACACAGAUGGGAUUGAUCGGUCGUUUGUUUUAGGCUGAAAUUUACUUUACAGGGGUUUUUUUCUACAUUUCAGGAAGAGCUGUGUUGCGUUUUCAGAGGAGUUGCAUGUUGGAACUAUUCCUUGGUGAAACACUGCACAGAGGCACUGGGCAGGUGGUUGUUCAUCAAGAAACUGGUCCAGCAGUUCCUCCACAAACCGCAAAUGAAACCAGAAAUAUAUGAAUCGGUGAGCUUUAGAGCUAGGCUAAGCUAGCUGUCCCCCCCACCCCCCCAUUUCCAGUCUUUAUGCUAAGCUAACCGCAUCCUGGUUAGCUCCGUGCUGGACACACGGAUGUGCGAGUGGUGUCUGAACAAAGAAAGACAAGAAGAGAAUUUACUUUAUUUAAGGUGAUGAGGCCCCGAGUACAAUCCUCAAUAGGAAAAUGUUGAGCCGGUGACCUCGUCGCAGACAGGAUAUGAUCAAAAAAGGAAAUAAUCUCAACCUGGAGGAAGAUUUCAUCAACACAAACAAACUUCUAGGACAGUUCAGUUUCAGUCUAAAAGCUCUGGAGCCUACUUUUCCCAUAAUGCACCUGGACCUGGCUCAGAACCUCCUGCAGGCUGAGAACCUCUGAGCUGUGUGAUUAAACUGCUUGGUCAUUUACUUUAUUGAUCUGUGUGCAUUUUAUUGAUUGUUAAAGGGAAUCAUCUUUUAACUGGUGGCUUUUUAUUAGACAUGCCAGAACGUGAGUUUUUAACCUUCACCUGACUUUGAGGAAAUCAUUUUUCAGUUUACAAUUCAGUGUGUUCCCUUUUUUGAAAUGAUCAGUGAUCCGGUCUGACUGUCUGAGUUUAACAUGUGAUCUAUAGAUGACACAGUGUGUAAGAUAGAACUUUGGUUUUAGAUUCGGGCUGCGAUUUGUACCUGGUGUCGGAGCUUAAACUGUCUUACCUGUCGACUCUCUCCUCAACUUUCUUAAUAAAUGAAACUCUUUUAACACUAA